Messenger RNA from Oikopleura dioica, 933 nucleotides. NCBI's taxonomy places the organism in Eukaryota, Metazoa, Chordata, Appendicularia, Copelata, Oikopleuridae. The record is from the annotation of a GenBank genome assembly.
AUGGCGCGGCAAACGCCGUUAACAUGCUCAGGACACACGCGACCAGUUGUGGAUCUUAGUUUUUCAGACAACACAAAAGAUGGAUAUUUCAUGAUCUCAGCUUGUAAAGACGGGAAUCCGAUGCUCCGCCAAGGCGAGACUGGCGAUUGGGUGGGGACUUUCAUCGGCCACAAAGGUGCAGUGUGGGCCGCCUCACUCAACAAAGCCUGCUCCCGGGCGGCGACUGGCAGUGCGGACUUUAAUGCUAAGAUUUGGUGCGCUCUCUCUGGAAACGUGCUCCAUAGCUUCCAGCAUGAUCACAUCGUCCGCGCUGUGGAUUUCUCGCUGGAUGGGAACCAGCUUCUCACCGGCUGCCAGGAGAAGAAAGUAAGGAUUUUCGAUCUUCAGAGCGAAGGAAGCAAACCGAAAGUAUACCAAGGCCACAACGGAACGGUCAAGCGCUGUCUCUGGCUAGACCAAAACGUGUUUCUGACCAUCUCCGAUGACAAGAGCUUCAAAAAGUGGGACACAAGAGCUGGGGAAGAGCCUGUUCAGUCUAUUAUGUUGGAAAAGUCGGCGACGGAUUUGGUGAUUCACGAAAAGCGUCAAGUAGCCACCCUUAGCUACUCGAACAUGGUCUCGUUCUGGAAUCCACACGAAAUGACGAUGAUCAAGGAAUUCCCCACGAAAACGCAGGUGAACUCGGCGCACCUCCACCCCAAUUCCGAGCAUUUUGUUUUUGGCGGCGCCGACUUUAAAAUUUACAAGUGCGAUUACAAGACCGGCAGCGUGGAGGACUCUUACAAGGGUCACUUCGGGCCGGUUCAUAUCGUUCGUUUCUCGCCUGACGGAGAGCUGUACGCCUCUGGCUCUGAAGAUGGCACAAUUCGUCUCUGGCAGAACAAUGUAGGCACCAACUACGGGCUCUGGCGCUGCGUGAACACAAGCGACUGA